Messenger RNA from Lodderomyces oxycetoniae, 738 nucleotides. Its product is annotated as U4/U6-U5 snRNP complex subunit. Gene Ontology annotation, cellular component: U4/U6 x U5 tri-snRNP complex; spliceosomal complex. Gene Ontology annotation, biological process: mRNA splicing, via spliceosome. The record is from RefSeq and is a predicted model, not a curated record. The transcript has a single exon. The coding region runs from base 1 to 738 and encodes 245 amino acids. NCBI's taxonomy places the organism in Eukaryota, Fungi, Ascomycota, Pichiomycetes, Serinales, Debaryomycetaceae.
AUGGCUGAUGAGGAGAAAAUAGUCAUCGACCAGUACGGACGACAGAAAUGGAAUAAGGAGUUGUAUCUACAAGAAGCUAAGAACAAGAAGAGGAAACGGGAUGAAGUUUCCCAACCAUCACAAUAUACGUUGAAGAAUGAUACUUCUCUGGCAUAUAUCAGCCAUAGAAAUAACCUACUUAAUGAAUCACUCGGAGCUGUCAAGACUUUUAAUUUGAUAAAUCCAGAUAAAUCAAACUCAACUACUUAUGGUACAAACAAGAGGUUUGGCUUUUUUUGUCCAGUUUGCGAUUUAUCAUUUCGUGAUAAUUUGGCCUUAAUUGAUCAUUUGAACUCACCUCAACAUGCUACUAAAGUGAUUGCGCUGCUGCUGCUGCUGCUGCUGCUACAUAGUGCAAAAGAUGGCGAGACUGAGAUUGUUGCGGAAAUUUUGCAAGGAGGUAUACGAAGAGCUACAUUAUCAGAGGUUGUAUCGACUAUGGAGAAACUAAUUGCUCGCCAGAUUGCAGCGAGAUCAAACAUGACUGGUAAUAAUGGAAUAUCUUUUACAGAACGUCUACAACGACGAAAAGAAUUUGAAGAAAAGAAGAGGAAGAAAAGGGCUGAAAAAAGACAAACUCAGAAACAACGAAAACGGCUAAACCAAGAGAAUUAUGUAGUUGGAAACGGUGAAGCGGAUGACUCAAUAAGUCAAACUAUGGGAUUUACAAAUUUCGGGACCACCAAGUUGAACAAAUAG